GUGAUGAUCCUGUACUUUAAUCCUGGGGUGCUCCUGUGUAUCCUGCUGAGGUGGGUUCGCCUCCUGGGAUUCGGCAUCAUGUACGGGACCCUCAUCCUCAAGCUGUACAGAGUGUUAAUGGUCUUCCUGUCCCGCACGGCCCAGAGGACGCCUUAUAUGACCAGCUGGCGGGUUCUGCGGCUGUUGGCAGUGAUUGUCUUGGUGGUGCUUUGGUUUCUGGUGGCCUGGACCUCGGCUGUGUGCCAGAAUCCGCAACUGAGUCAAGCUCUAAUCACAACGGGCCUGACCCCAGAAGGACUGCAGUUCAGCACGUGUCUGCUGGACCGAUGGGACUACAUGAUGGCAGUCGCUGAGUUCCUGUUCCUGCUCUGGGGGGUGUACCUGUGCUAUGCUGUCCGCACCGUACCCUCAGCCUUUAAUGAGCCUCGAUACAUCGCUGUGGCCAUCUACAACGAGCUACUCAUAUCUGCCAUUUUCCACAUUAUCAGGUUCUGCCUGGUGCCCGGACUACACCCAGACUGGAUGCUCAUGUUGUUCUUUGCUCACACUCACCUGACUGUGACAGUAACUCUGGGACUGCUGCUCAUUCCUAAGUUCUUGUCUAAAGGCACUCAGGCCAGAGAUGAUAUUGCGACAGAGGCGUACGAGGAGGAGCUGGACAUGGGAAGGUCUGGUUCUUACUUCAACAACAGCAUCACAUCAGCCUGGAGCGAGCACAGCUUGGACCCAGAGGAUAUACGGGAUGAGCUGAAGAAGCUGUAUGCCCAGCUGGAAGUCUACAAGAGGAAGAAGAUGCUUGCCAAUAAUCCUCACCUUCAGAAGAAACGCAACUCAAAGAAAGGACUGGGCCGCACCUUGAUGAAACGGAUCACAGAGAUCCCAGAGACCAUGCACUUACACCGCCAGUGUAGCCGAGAUGAUGGCAGUGAGCACGGCAGCAAAAGCAGCACGCUGAGAAGAAACCCAUUUGAGCCGAGCCAUCAAGGAAAAGCUCGGGAUGACUCCCUGAAGGACAAAGUCACAGGCCUGACAAAGUCCCUCAGCUAUGACCACAUUUGUGAGCAGGAAGUAGAAACCGGAAGCCAAACUGGGUCAAUUCCAGGAGACAAAAUAACUCCUGUAGGUAUUGGUGGUGAAGGAUCUCUUCUGGGUUCUCUCAUUGGCUGCAGACACCUCAAAAAGCAGCUGGAACCAGCUGGAACCGCACCAAGGCUGGAACCAGCUGAGUCCACCGAGUCUGUUCCACUCUUUUGGAAAUCAGCCAGCGCUCACAACUUGACCCACGAGAAGAAACCCGUGCACCUGCGCACCUCCAUCAUGCAGAAGUCCCUGAGCGUCAUCGCCAGUGCCAAGGAGAAGAUGCCGGGGCUUUCCAACAAAACUCAGAGCGUGGAGGAUGCCAGUAAGAAGAGCCACAGGGGACAGGAGGAGAGGAUGCUGUCAGAGGUGGAUGAAACACCAGAACAUUUCCCAAAAAUGAUCAUCAGUCAGUCAGUGGAGUACUCCAAGACUCCUUUGAAGAUGGGCAUAAUGAAACAACAGGUGAGUGGUAGCCAGCCAUCCAUUUGCUCUGAGACUGGGAGGAACCUUUACGAUGUAUCUGAGGUUUGUCCCUGGGAGCUUGAAGAAGCUCAGACUCCCACCGACUUAAAGACCCAGAAGCACGUGUCCAUUGCUCCUGUAGAGACGAGCCAGAGAAGGAGCAGCACCAGCAGCUCUGGAGCCUCUAAAACCAGUCGGCCCCAGCAGAGACAGAGACCUGGGCAGUCCCCGUCUAACAAACGUCGCUCCAAAGAUAAAGGAGGGGAACGGGAGGAAGGAAAAGACUCGCGGAAAUCUCGGCCUCCCAAGUCGCCUCUCCCUCUGAAACCGGAUGUGUGUCCUUGGGAGUUUGAUGAGCAGCCCAUACUGGAAGGAGACUCCAACUCCAUCUCUCCUGACAGGAUCAGGCGGAAGAAAAGUGUCACACCCACUGACGGCAAACCUAAAGGGCUCCAUUCGGACCACUCCAAGUCCACGGGCAGCCUACUGCAGCCGCCAUCUCUGAUGGUGGAAAUCUGCCCGUGGGAAUACACUGACCCGCCUUCACCUAAGCAGGAGAAGACCUGUAACAGCCCCACAACUCAGAAGAGGAAACGGAAAGGCUCGUCCUCAUCCGGCCACAAAUCCGACAAGGAGAAGGCCAGGGAGAAAAACAGAGAGAGGCGAAACUCAUCCAGCAGGCCGCCGGCAGAGAGGAGGCGGGUCAGUCAGUCGUCUGAGGCCAGCGGGCCCGUUUCAGAGCGCCGGAGGAGCUCCACCAGGGACGCCGAGUUGUUCUCCCACGAGUCGGAGCACUCUCACACACACAGCAGCUCGGCUCAGACUAAAAAAUCACCGGACAGGAAGAAAGAGAGGUCCCUGCGUGGUGGUUACAAACCUGCGGUCCUCAGCAGCACAUUAAUGGCUGACGUUUGUCCCUGGGACUUUCCAGAACAAGAUUCAGGGGAGAGAGCAUGAUUUUUCAUUUUUUAUGAUUUAAUCUUUUUUUUUCUUCUCACUGACAGAAAUCCUGCAGAACAGAGCAAAGAAAUCUUUACAAAGUUGACAGCGAGUUUGGAUCACCUUUGGGUUUUUGUAAAGAAAGUCCCAUUUAUUCUGCUGUUCAAACAUACCAGCAAACAUCUCAUAUUGACAGCAGUGAAGUCAACCUGCAGGGGGUCAUUUUGAAAGAAAUUUUAUUUAAUUUGCACUAUUGCUUGCACAUUUGUCACAAUUUGUAUGUUUUGUCAUGUUUAAAACAGGUGGGAGAGUAAAAGAUUCACAUCUGCAUA
Molecule: messenger RNA, 2813 nt
Organism: Austrofundulus limnaeus
Lineage: Eukaryota; Metazoa; Chordata; Actinopteri; Cyprinodontiformes; Rivulidae
Product: probable G-protein coupled receptor 158
Biological process (GO): G protein-coupled receptor signaling pathway
Cellular component (GO): membrane
Molecular function (GO): G protein-coupled receptor activity
Source: RefSeq, a predicted model, not a curated record